AUGUCUGGCAAUAUUGAGGAUGACGAAGCGCCUCCCGAUCUGGUUGAUGUGACAACAGUGCCAUCAGACCCGCCUGCUUCCAGCCCUAUAGAGGAGGAACCAAGUCGAGUUCCCAUCACUCUUGUCACAGGAUAUCUGGGUGCCGGAAAAACAACCCUGUUGAACUACAUUCUGAAUGAGAAACAUGGCAAAAAGAUUGCCGUGAUCAUGAACGAGUUCGGUGACUCAUCGGACAUUGAGAAGCCCUUAACUGUGAACGAGGGUGGUCAAGAAGUCACCGAAUGGAUGGAAGUUGGUAAUGGCUGUAUCUGUUGCUCCGUCAAAGACUCGGGCGUCAUGGCCCUGGAAUCCUUAAUGGAACGCCGUGGCACAUUCGACUACAUCCUCCUAGAAACAACAGGCCUCGCCGAUCCCGGCAACAUAGCCCCGGUAUUCUGGAUGGACGAAGGUCUCGGCAGUUCAAUCUACCUCGACGGGAUCGUAACUCUCGUCGACGCAAAGAACAUUCUCCGACUCCUCGAUGAGCCACUUCCCGAGGAGAAAGUCGAUUCCCAUAAAGAGAGUGCCAACAAACCCACUGAUACCAAGGAACAGCACCAGCAUAGCCAUGAUGGACCUGUUCUUUCAAUGGCUCAUAUGCAGAUUUCGCACGCUGAUGUGAUCAUCCUGAACAAAACAGACCUUGUCUCGGAAACUGAGUUGGAGGGUGUUCGGAAUAGGAUUAUGGGGAUUAAUAGCGUUGCUAAGAUUCAUGUUACGGAUCAUAGUCGCACACCUCAGAUUGAGGGUGUUGUGCUUGAUUUACAUGCGUAUGACCAUCUUGCGAAGUUGGAUUUGGAUUUUGGGGCAAAGGGUCAUAGUCAUAUGGAUCCUGCUAUCUCUACAGUGGCGGUUUUGACGCGACCUCUUUCUGUGGGGGUGGCUGGGAAGGUUGAUGAGUGGCUGAGGGCUGUGCUUUGGGAAUCGAGUUUGCCUGUGCCGUUUGGAGAGGGAGGCUCGGGGUAUCCGGUUGAUUUUGAGAUUCAUCGCCUGAAGGGCGUUUUGGUAUUUGAGGAUGGGUCGAGGAAGAUUAUUCAAGCUGUGAGAGAUGUUUUCGAAAUUCGGGGAUGCUCCGGUCACAAGUGA
Messenger RNA from Penicillium malachiteum, 1125 nucleotides. RefSeq names its product GTP-binding protein. The record is from RefSeq and is a predicted model, not a curated record. NCBI's taxonomy places the organism in Eukaryota, Fungi, Ascomycota, Eurotiomycetes, Eurotiales, Aspergillaceae. Bases 1 to 1125 code for a protein of 374 amino acids. The transcript is spliced from 5 exons. Gene Ontology annotation, cellular component: cytoplasm.